Porites lobata is the source of this 1497-nucleotide messenger RNA. The record is from the annotation of a GenBank genome assembly. Lineage: Eukaryota; Metazoa; Cnidaria; Anthozoa; Scleractinia; Poritidae.
AUGGUCUAUAACAACCGGUGUCUCUGUAUUGCCCAAGAACUUGGAAACAAGGCUGGGGAAGGGGUUGCCUGUGGCAAUUUAGGCAGAGUUUCCCAAAGUAUUGGUGACUACAUGAAAGCCAUAGAUUGGCACAAACAACAGCUUAGAAUUGGUAAAGAAAUAGGAGACAAAGAAAUGCUAGGCAUAGCCUACUAUAAUAUUGGACAAUGCUUUGAGAUGCUGAAACGUUUACCUGAAGCACUCGAAAGUUACCAAACAAGCGUUAAAGUGUUUAAUGAAAUGAGAAGUCUCCUCCAGUCUGAAGAUCGGUGGAAGAUUGGAUUUCGGAACGAAUAUAACCAUGCUUACACAGGUCUCUGGAGAGUUUUGUUAAAACAAGAAAAGAUUGGUGAAGCUCUGGCUGCUGCCGAAGAAGGUCGGGCCCAGUCACUAGCUGAUCUUAUGACAUCCCAGUAUGGUUUAAAAGAAUGUCAAUACAAAGGAAAACCACUAGAAGAACAGGAAUUUGGCAUGUUGAACCACACUUUAUCAAGUACCAUAUUCUUAGCUGUAGACGUGGUGGAAAACAAAGUAAAUAUCUGGGUAAUUUCAAAAGAGAAACCCCUAAUUCACCAAGAGAAGACACUUGGCCGUCAUUGUACAAAGUUUUCAGCUGAAACAUUACAGUCCUUGAUUCAAUUUGCCUACGAAAAGAUUGGUGUUCGUGCUAAAGCUAACUGCGAAAAUCGGUCUUUAGAUGUGUUUCGCGAAAACUGCUCUGCUGUGGAGCGGUCAUCCAAAAAGAGCUCACAGCCCAUUCUCCAAGAAGAUAUUCAUCCCUUGUCAGCUUUGUUCAGCUACGUGAUUGCCCCGAUAUUAGAUCUAAUUGAUGGCGAUGAGCUAAUAAUUGUUCCGGAUGGUCCAUUAUGGCUUGCUCCGUUUGCUGCAUUACUGAAUCCGUUUUCCAAAUACCUGUAUGAAUCAUUCAAAGUCAGAAUAAUUCCUUCACUAACAAGUUUGAAAAUUAUUGCUCAUUGUCCAAAAUUCCACAGCAGUAGUGGAGCUCUAGUUGUAGGAGAUCCAGACAUGAGUGAAGUUACCAACAGACAAGGAGAUCAGAUCCUGGAGCAGCUUCCUUUUGCCAGACAAGAAGCACAGAUGAUCGGACAGAUUCUUAAUACGGCACCUCUCACUGGAAAAUUAGCCACCAAAUGUGAAGUGCUAAAACAGAUUAGUUCGGUUGCCGUAGUACACAUUGCUGCACAUGGACGCAUGGAAACCGGAGAGAUUGCGUUGAGCCCGAAUCCUGAAAGGGAAUCACAAACCCCUGCAGAAGAGGAUUACAUGUUGACAAUGGCAGAUGUGAUGAGUGUGAAGCUGCGAGCCAAGCUAGUUGUACUUAGUUGCUGUCACAGUGGUCGGAGAGAGAUCAAAGCUGAAGGCGUGGUCGGUAUUGCACGUGCCUUUUUUUGGUGCCGGUGCUCGUUCUGUUCUGGUGUUCCUGUGGGCCAUCGAUGA